Molecule: messenger RNA, 1776 nt
Organism: Rosa chinensis
Lineage: Eukaryota; Viridiplantae; Streptophyta; Magnoliopsida; Rosales; Rosaceae
Exons: 3
Coding region: 62-1384 (440 amino acids)
Source: RefSeq, a predicted model, not a curated record
UCAAUUGGAAAUCUCAAUCGCCUUCGGUCUUUAAAACUACAAGGAUGUGCAAACCUUACAAAUGUGCCGCACGGUGUUUACGGAGGGCUCCAGCAUCUCUUGGUGUCCAAAACUGGUGACAUUUCCAAGUAGGGCAGGGGCGAGCGCUUUGGUUUCAUCAAGUGCAGAAUCUCUUCCUUUGAUGCUUCCAUCUAAUUCAAACAAUGGGCAUGAUCAUCAUCCUGGUUCAUUAUUGUUUCCCCAGCUAGGGGAUCUACGAUUUGAAGGAUGCCAAUUAUCAAUCUCUGAUUUCCUAACGAAUCUUGACUGUGUGUCCAACUUACGGACUCUUAAUCUAUCAGGAAGCAGUUUUGAUAGUCUUCCGGCAUGCAUCAGCAAAUUUCGCGAAUUGGAAUAUCUUAAUUUGGCUGGUUGCAAGAGGCUUCGAGACAUUUCAGAACUUCCACCAAAUAUACGAGGAAUAACCCUGGAUGAUUGCGUAUCGUUGGAAAGAUUUUCAAAAUUGUCAAAUAUACUGGAACAGAAAGACACUCCGGGAUUUCUUCGAAGGAUGAACUUGUCUAAUUGCAAUAGACUGAUGGAUAAUCUUGGCAUGGACGUGGUGUCGAAGAUGGCAAAAGCAUUACCGUAUCAGCUGGUGCGUGCCGGCUUAGAUCAGCAUGUGAAGUUCUGGAAUCUUAUUCUUCCAAACCUCCAGGAAAUUGAAGUUCCAAAUUGGUUUGAUGGGGUUGAGGUGGACACAAGUGUGCUUCCUGUUCAUGACCCUGAGUAUGAUAUAUGUGAAAUUUUGAUAAAAAUCCCCAGGAAUCUGAAGGCUGAGAGAAUAGGAUUGGUUGUCUGUGUUGUUUUUGAACUUCCCCAAGAUUUUUUAUAUGAUGAUAAUCGUUGUGUAGUGACGGUUGUGAUUGAUAAAAAGAAUUAUUACUCUAGUCGCAACUACAUUGAAUUAAAAGCGACAGAGUCAUCAUCUCAUGAUAAUGUAUGUGUGUGUCUGACAUGUAUUGCUUUCAAGGAGCUAGAGGUGGUGGAUCCUGUGGUUCGAGUAUGUUUUAAGGGCAGUGAUGGAUUGCUCCUAAAGAGUUUUGGGGUCCACCUGGCUAAUAUGAAAGAGGAUCAUGGAAGUGGUGAAGACUUGGAACGAGAAAGAUAUAGGCAGAGCAAUGCUAGCAUUUCUGAUCAGGUGGCUUUGCACGCAGAAGGGGCAGCUGUAGCAUCAUUAGUAUCAGAUGACAGCAAUUACGGGGAAGUACACGAUGAUCAUCACAAUGGGGAACAAGAACAAGAACGAGAACAGGAACCUCAUCUACCAACAGAAAGAUUUGAAGACUUGCAAGGCAGAGCAAUGUUACGAUUUUUGAGGUGCUUUGGAAUUACCUGCUUGUGAUUUUGGUCACGCACAAGGUUCAGCUAGCUCUAGUAUAAUCACCAUCAAGUACCGAUUGAGGCCUUGAAGUACACUAUGAUUGAUCAUUAAUACUUGGAUUUCAGAAGAAGAUUUUCUUUUGCCAAAGUUGAUCCCAAAAGAUGGCAAUUGAUGGUGAGAGGGGCAGAGGCACCAAUUAAUCUGUACUCAUGUAAUGGUCAAAUCUCGAUCAAUCCACACGAACAAGGCUGGGUUUGUUCUUCAAUUUCAAUUUGUGUUUGCUCAUUUGUUGUCUGGCGUUUUACUUAUUUUUAAUUUUUAUCUCUGGGCUUUUAAUUGGUAUUGUUUGCUGGCUUUUAGUGCGCUCUGUUUGUUACAAGUGAGAGUGAUAUAAUGAUAUAUAUCUUUAAACA